Molecule: messenger RNA, 1165 nt
Organism: Bolinopsis microptera
Lineage: Eukaryota; Metazoa; Ctenophora; Tentaculata; Lobata; Bolinopsidae
Exons: 2
Coding region: 5-553 (182 amino acids)
Cellular component (GO): mitochondrion; mitochondrial small ribosomal subunit
Molecular function (GO): structural constituent of ribosome
Source: RefSeq, a predicted model, not a curated record
GAUCAUGUCAAGUAGACUGGUGUACUUCGGUAACGUUAUCUCCAGAACAGACGCCCUAGCAAAAGCCAAUGUUAUCAGGGAACCUAAGUGGCUGAAAGCAUGUCUGAAGUUCCCUCCUCUGUCAGAACCAGUGAACCCAGUGUUACCUGAUUGGGAGAACACGGAACAGACUAAGACUCACCGUGUAGGAAACAUGACCAGACUCGACGGACACAGGUUCGACCCAAAGAAGCCUACAGAGUUCCCACGUGACCAGCAACUAACCCACCCUGACCAGCCUUACCAUAUCUACUAUUCUAGAGACGAGCUAAGGAGACAGUUCUACUCAACACACCCUAACUAUCCAGUACACUUGUCAUACUCAGAACACUCCGAGAGUGCAUGUGAGAAGUGGAUAAAAGAGAGAAAGGUGGCAGACAGCCGAGAGUUGGCAGGCAGCCAAGACUCGCUAUAUUCUUUUGAGUUUGAGUCGCUUGAUAAAAACAUUUGGGAAGAGUUUGAGGAUAUUAGAUACAAUUGUGAUAUAUCUGACAUAGAUAUCCAUGACACUUAAAUUUUGAUAAGUGUAUACAUUUAUAAAUAAUUUAUUAUUGAUCAAAAUAUUGUUAAUGUCUAAACUUGAUAAGAGUUUUUUGUGUAGCUACAGUUCCAUCUGUUCUUACUAAGGAGUAAGGAAGGUCCAUAUUUUUAGUAUAUAAUGUGGCUAGGGGCGACGAGUUAUUAUUACAGUCCCGUUUGAUAUGUCAACAUUUCAUGGGCGAAGAAAUUUUCUGAGCGGUAUAAAUAUUGAAGAACUGGUUGGAUAUUUUUAACUAUGAUGUUCAUAAUAAUAUAAUCAGCGUUAGGCUGGGACAGUCAAAAAGAUGCGAAACUUCAAGUGUAUGUGAAUAGUCCGGGUGAAUGACACCUCAGGUAUUCCUGUAGUGUCAUCGUCCGAUUAGUCGAUUAAACCUCUUUAAUUCAACACAAUGAGAAUAUAUAUAAUAUAUUAUUAAGAAAUGUGGUCCCUGAUUUCAACUAGAUUAUCUAACCUUUCAUUUUUCUCUGUGCUGUUGGUAAGUUUCCAAGUGUUGUUAAAUUUUAUACAUUUAACCGAUUAAAGUAUGAAAAUCAGUAAAACUCGAUCUUUAGAAGUAUAUAUAAAUACAUUUGCUAGCUGUGUUUC